AUGGACCGGUUGAGGCGGCACCUGCAAUUCCAUCUCUCUUCUCCCACCAAGCCCCAGAUCCCAGCCAGAGCCAUCGUCUCCUAUAUCGCCGACUACCUGAUCAUCAUGCAAGUCCCUCACACACCUACCUCCUAUAUGGGAGUGCUGGCCAUUGUCUACGCCGCCCUGGACAAACUAGUCACCCCCUUCUCACAGCAUUUCUCCCUCAACAACAUCUACAUCCAAUAUCCCUACGCCGUGCACGAGAGGAUCCCCAUCCACAUCGCUCUGCUCAUCUCGGCCGCCUUCCCCGCCGUCGUGAUUCUAAUCUAUACGCUCUUCAUCGACGGUCUCUUCUCCCAUCAUCGCCGCACCACGCACGCCCGGUCCAAAUACAGCAUUGCCGAGCGCCUGUGGGAGCUCAACUGUGGCUGGCUGGGUCUGUUGCUCGCCCAGGGCGCCGCCUUUGUCAUCACCGGAACCCUCAAAAACCUGUGCGGCAGGCCUCGGCCCGAUCUCAUUGACCGAUGUCAGCCUCGAGCAGGCUCCACUGACGGUGUCCCCUACGGCCUGGUCACCAAGGCCAUCUGCACCCAACAGGACGAAUCCAUCAUGCAAGAUGGCUUCCGUUCCUUUCCUUCAGGCCACUCGUCCUCGUCGUUCGCCGGCCUGUUUUUUCUCUCGCUCUACCUCGCCGCCAAACUGCACGUGCUCGACCACAGGGGCGAGGUCUGGCGCACCCUCAUCGUCCUAAUCCCUACGCUGGCAGCCUCCUGUAUCGCCAUGUCCCGCAUCAUGGACGCCCGCCACCACCCGUUCGACGUCCUGUUCGGGUCGGCCCUGGGCAUCCUGUGUGCCUGGGGUGCAUACCGCCAGUACUUCCCGCCCGUGAGCCACGUGUGGGAAAAGGGCCACGCCUAUCCCAUCCGGUCGUGGGGCUCGCCCAUCAAGCGGCCCGUGCCCGGCAAAGUCCUGGUCGACAGCCAGACCCUCGAGGUCCUGAAUGACCGAGUCGCGGCCGCCGACGACGACGACGACAACGACAACGACAACGUGGGAUAUGAAACCAAUGCCAUCCCUUCCCGUUACGAACUCGCCUCCGCGGCCAACCGGCGUCCGACGAGACAUCGAGAAUCCUCGCUCGACGUGGAUCUUGAGACCGGUUAUGGCGGUGUCGGUUCCCCGUUGCAGCAGCACCAACAACAACAGUAUGGUUCUGUCACUGUCCCCCCGACUCUGAUGCCUUCUAGUACAGGCAACGUGUUCCGCAACCAAUUGGAGCAGAACCGGCACUUGAGAGCUGGCAAUGCCGGCCCCGACAGCCUCAGCUAUAGCCCUAACCCUAGCCCUAGCCCGGAUCGAGGACGAGGGCAAACCCGAGCCUUAGCCCAGCACGACGACGUGGAGGAUGACGACGACAGGAGACCUCUGCAGCCCGCCCGGCCAGAAGCUUGA
Capronia epimyces CBS 606.96 is the source of this 1434-nucleotide messenger RNA. RefSeq lists its product as uncharacterized. The coding region runs from base 1 to 1434 and encodes 477 amino acids. Gene Ontology annotation, molecular function: phosphatidate phosphatase activity. Gene Ontology annotation, biological process: phospholipid metabolic process. The record is from RefSeq and is a predicted model, not a curated record. The transcript has 3 exons. Lineage: Eukaryota; Fungi; Ascomycota; Eurotiomycetes; Chaetothyriales; Herpotrichiellaceae.